AAGAAGAAGAAGAAGAUACAAAAGUCGUGUUCGACGAUGUAUUUAACAAACUUGUUACUUGCCCCCACCCAAGUGGUGUGGGACAGGGAGGAUGAGGCACGCGAACAAAAACUGCGCCAGAGGCCCGUGUCAGCGUUAGUCAAAGCUGUCGUCACCGCACCACCUUAUGGACAGCGACGAGGAUGGGUGCCACGCACUCCAGAAGACUUUGGAGAUGGAGGAGCCUUCCCCGAAAUUCACGUUGCACAAUAUACACUUGGAAUGGGGAUGAAGGGCAAGGAAUCGACAAGCAAUGCCCUGGCGAUACAACUCGACGAUCAAGGAAAAGUAAAAUAUGAUCUUAUAGCAAGACAAGGUCAUGGCAAAGAUAAAAUUGUCUAUAGCAAGUCGAGCGAUUUGCUACCAUCAGAAAUUACAAACGAGGAAGAUCCUACCUUGCAACGACCUGUCGAUGACAAAAUUGAAGAUGAGACGAAAAAAGCGUUAAAAAAAGAAACGAGAUCGAAGAUUGCGGCGGCCAUGCCUGUGAGAUGUGCGGAGAAACAAGCUCCGGCUCAAUAUAUACGUUAUACGCCGUCGCAGCAAAGGCAAUCAUUCAAUUCAGGCGCAAAGCAGAGGGUUAUCAGAAUGAUGCAGGCACAGGUAGAUCCUCUGGAACCACCGAAAUUCAAGAUUAAUAAAAAGAUUCCGCGAAGACCUCCGUCUCCUCCAGCGCCUGUCAUGCAUUCUCCCACGAGAAAAGUGACGGUAAAGGAACAAAAAGAAUGUAAAAUUUUACCGUGUAUAAGUAAUUGGAAAAACGCAAAGGGUUAUACAAUCCCGUUAGAGAAGCGUCUUACUGCGGACGGUCGGGGCUUGCAACAAGUUCACAUCAACGAGAACUUUGCCAAUCUAAUAGGAGCUCUUUACAUCGUUGAAAGAGAAAUCCGUCAAGCUGUCGAAAUGCGCGCGCAGAAGGAGAAAACAUUGGCUCAGAAGGAGAAAGAGAAGAAGGAGGAUAAUUUGAGGCAACUCGCGCAAAAGACCCGAGAAGAGCGCGCCGACUUGAAAUCUGCCGCGACGCUAGAUAAGGCUGAAGAAUCACGCGAGAGAGACCAACUCAGACAAGAGCGGCACAAGGAUCGCGCUCGCGAACGUAACUUGGCUCGCGCCGCGCCUGACAAACGGUCUCGUUUGCAACGCGAACGCGAACGCGAACGCGAACGCGAACGCGACAUCAGCGAGCAAAUCGUUCUCGGCUUACCCGCAAAAAGCAUUCCUAGUUCGGGAGAGGCGCAGUUCGAUCAGCGUCUCUUUAAUACCAACAAAGGGAUGAACAGCGGUUUCGGACACGAUGACGAGUAUAACGUCUAUGACAAGCCGUGGAAAGAUGGCAAUUCUAUCGCUUCGCACAUUUAUCAUCCCAGCAAGAAUAUCGAUAAAGACACGUACGGAGACGAUUUGGAGAAACUAGUUAAGACAAAUAGAUUCGUUCCUGACAAGGAAUUUAGCGGAGUCGAUAGAUCAGUCGCUCUAUCGGGACCGGUACAAUUUGAAAAAGACGAAGAGGAUCCUUUCGGUUUGGAUCAGUUCUUGAAACAGGCCAAGCACGCCAGUAGCUCGACCACGAGUAGCUCGAAGCGAGAAAUGUUGAGAAUUGACACGUUGAGAAUUCUUGCGUAGUAUUUCCAAAUAAAAAGAUAUUUGCGUUUUACGGCUGUUUAUUAACUGUCAAGGGAAAGAGGUAGACUUAACCUCAACUCGGAGUAUUUUCGAAGUGUGCUGAAGUGAUCUGUAUUAUAGUGUUAUUUUGAGCAAAUAUCUUUUUAUUUGGAAAUACUACGCAAGAAUUUUCAACGUGUAAUUUCUCGCUUUUUUCUCACAUUCCAACAUGGCUGCGACGAGUACCCAGAAGCCUUAAAAGUUUAUUCCAUUGUUAUGGCACGAAUCUUACUCCCUGGGCACGAUUUAAAAAACCAUUGGAAAACAUAGAAUAUGUAACACAACUUAUUUUUAUUUACAUACAUAUACAUAGAUAUAUAAAUAAAAAGACAUUACUUUUUAAAUAUAAUUAAUUAUUAAUCAUUGUGAAGAUGUAUUGCACACUUCUGCUUUGGAAUGUUAGGAAACAUAGCAAGCAACCCUAUGUUUUGUCAUUAUAUUAAAUUCUUGGAUCGCAUCUUGAG
Temnothorax curvispinosus is the source of this 2165-nucleotide messenger RNA. Its product is annotated as puff-specific protein Bx42-like. Bases 37 to 1662 code for a protein of 541 amino acids. The transcript has 9 exons. The record is from RefSeq and is a predicted model, not a curated record. Gene Ontology annotation, cellular component: spliceosomal complex. NCBI's taxonomy places the organism in Eukaryota, Metazoa, Arthropoda, Insecta, Hymenoptera, Formicidae. Gene Ontology annotation, biological process: mRNA splicing, via spliceosome.